UUUAAUAGAACCGCCCCGGAGCCAAUGGCCCUCGCAAUGGCCGAACCAAAGGGUAUGACUGAAAUUGCUCCUGAAGACAAGCCCCGUGCCACAGAGCUAAUAGUGAAAGGCAAGAGACUAAUAGAUGAAGCAAAGGAGUCAAGUUCCAGUGAAAAACCUCAUUUAGUGGCCCAGGGAUUGAAACUUUUCAUUCGAGCUGCUGCCGAAGAAUCCCGGGAUGCCGUGAAGAGAAUCAAUAGCUUGUUCUCUGAUCUCUCCAAUAGUGUAAUCAACGAGCUGCCUAGUGAUCUUAGGAAAAUGGCAUACGUACUAGUGAAAAGUACCGAUAGAGAGAAGGAGGUCUACGUGGUAGCGAAGGACAUUUUCGAAACAAUGGCAGAAAGAAGAGAUUACAUUUACAAAGAUGAAAUUGGGGAAGCAGUGGAGCGCUUGCUUGCCACUAAAAGAGAAGAUAGCGAUUCGUACAAAAAGAAACUGAGACAAACAAUGAAGAAGCUGUUGAACUCUUGCCUCUCUACUAAUGACAAAGGAGACAUUAUUGUUACUGAAGAUAAGUUCUGUUUGACUGCCUGCUUAUACUCUCGUGGAGAAGCCGACCUUCUCAGUUCCGUUGAGGCUGAAGGCAUUGCAGAACUAACAUCAGAAGAACUCGACAGCUUUGAAAAAUCUAAUUGGCUGAAGAAGGUGACCAGUUUUCCAUCUCAAAGUCUUCGCCUUGUUUCGCAUUAUGUGUUGCAGACCAUUGAGAGGUAUGGGAUGCGAUGGGUGUGGUCGAUGUUCCCCCUCAGGCAGUUCUUCAUAUUGCUCCUGAUAUACUUAGUACCUCUCAUUAAUAUCCAGUUCAUGCUCUCUGGCUUAGCUACACUCGCUUUCUUUAUCUGUCUAAUGGGGAUGGUUGUAUCAACGCUUCAAGUCAUUGCCAAUUCGUCUAAAGUUAAAUCCUACGAAGAAUACUCUGUUCUUUUCUCUCACUUUGCCGAGAGCGAAGAAGAUAAAGAUGCCAUCUUGAAUAAUCCGGAUUUCAUCGUGAGCUCUGCAAUCCCUUAUGCUACAUACAGUCUAACAACAGUUCUGGGUAUAUUUCUGAUGGGAAUGGCAUUAGAAGAAGCUCUUUUCUAUGAGAUACUAGUAAUCAUUGCUGGGGCCAUGUCACUCCUUGUCUUCUUUCAGUUCUCAUGUUGGAAGUCUCCUCUGAUACUAUUAGUCCUGUCCACUCGGCUAUUGAGCUGGGGGUUAGUAUUUCUCUACAUGUUUAGCUCUCUGGUCCCAAUACCUGACUUAUUCUUUAUAACCGGAUGGAAUCUAGUCUCAAUACCAGUCUUUCCAGGGAUUUGGAUCGGUAUAAACAUCACAUCACUCAUCCAAAUACCGCUCCACAUUGCACUCGUGUUGUAUUACGGGUCUCAAUACUCGUGGAAGAAUCUAUUUUAUGGUUUGGGCCCUUACCUCUUGUUUAUUUCUUGGUGGAUAUUCUGUAGAUCCAUUUUCACACACUCCUCUGUUGUGUCUUUAUUCAUAUUUGGUCCAGGUGUUUUAUUUUGCCUUUUCUUUUUGCCAUUCCUCCCAAUGCUAAUUGUCUCUGCGCCACUAAUCAUUCUGAUCUAUUACGGUUUCUCCGUACAACUUCUGAUCUCACUUAUCCUGCUUCUUAUUGUUAGCAUUGCCAGUGUAUUACUAAUGAAGUAUUACCAGCACCUCAAAGACAAGAAAGCUUUAAAGCUAAACAUUAACAUCAAUCAUGUUUUGAUAGCUCAAUUCUUAAUUGGAGGCAUUUUGUUCAUUGCUGGCACACUCUACUACAACUCUCCCCCUCCUUCCUCCUUUGAUAUCUUAUCAUUUGAGGAAUACAAUCACUUGUGUGGAGUGGACACGUCCAUAAAUGAUAACCUCAUACAAAAUCAACUUGACUGCCUUCAUUUGAAAGGCAGUGUCCUCAGCGUCGAGAUUGCACAAAUAAAAGAAGUCAGGAUUAGUGAGAUUACCAAUAGUCCUCUCACUACAUUAUCCAACUUCCCUGAUUCUGUUCGGAAUACCUUGACGUGUCUUAUGGGCGAGACUAAGCCAUUUUGUGGUAGACAGGCAGACUCAAAAACAUGCAUCUUCAAAGGCUGUCAUUUCGAUUCAAAGAACCAAUACAAUGUGCAUAUAUCAACCAUGAUACCAAGCGGAGGAGAGUCUCUUAGAAUGACGGCUGUACUCUCUGUAUGGAUGGGUCAUCAGUAUCUACUGGAUAGCAAUUUAUUGAAGUUAAAGUCCAACCAGUUCAUAUCCUUCAAUGCUACACUGGAGGAUGGACUAGGCACUCAGACUCUUAAUCUUAAACUCCUCUCGUAUCAGUUGAAGGACGGCAGUGAUGAGGUUUUUGAUUCGAGUGAGAAAGGCUCAUUGGAUAAGGAGUCAAAGGGAGAGAUCCUUGAUGACUUCUGGUCUUCGGUUAUUUCCACGGCUAAGUUUGUGACCGAGAUAUUAUUUGGGUAUUCUUCAUCUGAAUAUUAUAAACCUUGAUCAAUUGGUCACUGUUUGUGCAUUCCAUUGUACAUGAAUAUUAAUGAUCUUUUUUGCAUUAUGAGUAGAGUUUAAUCAUGCCAA
This is a messenger RNA of Amphimedon queenslandica, 2589 nucleotides long. Its product is annotated as wolframin-like. Gene Ontology annotation, cellular component: endoplasmic reticulum membrane. NCBI's taxonomy places the organism in Eukaryota, Metazoa, Porifera, Demospongiae, Haplosclerida, Niphatidae. Bases 25 to 2505 code for a protein of 826 amino acids. Gene Ontology annotation, biological process: endoplasmic reticulum unfolded protein response; calcium ion homeostasis. The transcript has 3 exons. The record is from RefSeq and is a predicted model, not a curated record.